Molecule: messenger RNA, 1496 nt
Organism: Frankliniella occidentalis (western flower thrips)
Lineage: Eukaryota; Metazoa; Arthropoda; Insecta; Thysanoptera; Thripidae
Gene: Lamtor3
Product: ragulator complex protein LAMTOR3-A
Exons: 5
Coding region: 204-578 (124 amino acids)
Biological process (GO): positive regulation of TOR signaling; cellular response to amino acid stimulus
Cellular component (GO): Ragulator complex
Source: RefSeq, a predicted model, not a curated record
CAACAAAAAGUGGGUGGAGAAGGAAGGAAAGCUGUCUGCGAAGUGGUGAAGUUGUCAGAGGCAAGAUCGAAACACAAACCAUAGACAUGGAUUGAGUCACACACCGAAUAUACUUAGAUUGAUUUCGCGUCGUUUAUUUUGAGCGAAUUCCUUGUGCGUGGUUGUUCUGUUCUUUCUAGCGUCGAUCAACAACGCACUUCAUAAUGGCUGAGGAAAUGAAGAAGUAUUUGAAGCAGCUGCUAUCAAAAGUUGACAAUCUUCUGUGCAUCCUGAUCACUGAUAGAGAUGGUGUUCCUAUUCUUAAAGCUGUAAAUGAAAAGUGUCCUGAGCUGGCCAUGCGACCCAACUUUUUAACAACUUUUGCGAUGGCAACAGAUCAAAGCAGCAAACUUGGCCAGGGCAGGAAUAAAACUAUAAUCUGCAUGUAUUCAUCAUAUCAGGUUAUCCAAAUGAAUAAAUUGCCUCUUAUUCUAAACUUUGUUGCAACUGCUGAUUGCAACACAGGCCACAUUCUCUCGUUGGAACCUCUUAUUGAGCCUCUUCUGGGUGGACUGAAAGGUGCCGUCAUAGAAUCCUGAGGGGAGCCUUCGCCUGGCCAGCUCCAAGAUUGGAACGUCAUCAUGUAGACUACCAAGGCAGCCAGGCGAACUGAUGAUAAAUGUUCAACUGUUGUGCGCGUAUGUGUGAUUGUUUAAGGAGUCCUCAUCAAAAUGGUAUACUUUGAAAAUUGAGGUACUAAUGAAAUAAGUAUUCUGUGUCUGUGCAACUUGGAACUCUGGAAGAUAUGUUGUAGCAAGACAAGAAUGUCUACAAAUCACAAGACUGUGAAGUAAGAAGCAAGUUUACUUUUCUCUCUCUAAAAUAUAUAAUUGUGAUAACUGUUACUAAGUGAGCUUUCAUUUUAAAAAAAGCUCCAGUCUUUUCUUUGUUGAUACUUAUUAUAGCUGUCUGGUAAAUUGAAGAGACAAUUCUUCAGUGUGCUAGUUUGUAGAAGUGAGCAUGUGCAAAAAUUCUGUUUUGAUAUUUUUUAAAAUGAUUAUAUUCCAAUGAACAAUUUUUAUAUGACUUGAAAACAAUUUUAAUGAUCUUCUGCAAAUAUCUUAGAAAUAAGAUAUUCCAGCCUAUACAGGUGAAGGCAUAGGCUGACCCUUGAGCGCACACAGGAUAUUUUUUGCUGCUAGGACUGCCAUUGCUGCUCGAGUGCCCACUGUUGCACUUCCUACAUGUGGAAAUAGUACUAGAAGAGCAAGAAUAUGCAGGAUUAUUAAUUUUACCCAUCUUGCAAAGGGCAGUCCAAUGUUACUAGGAGGAGAUAUUUGACCACUUACCACAGUUAUCAAGGCUAACCAAGGGAUGGUCUACUGGUAUAGGCUCUGGCACCAUGACAUCCAAGCCAGCACCCCAUAUUUUCUUAGUCUUCAAUGCAUCAACUAGUGCUUCUUGAUCUAUACAACCUGUCAAGAUACAAUAAACUUGAUACAUAUGCUCAAUGUUAA